This is a messenger RNA of Spodoptera littoralis (African cotton leafworm), 2046 nucleotides long. Lineage: Eukaryota; Metazoa; Arthropoda; Insecta; Lepidoptera; Noctuidae. The record is from the annotation of a GenBank genome assembly.
UUUGUGUUGAAGACACAGGCGACUGGGCAGCAAAGUGGCGCGCACCAUUAAAAUCAUUUGGCAUGCCACUGUUGCCAAAUUAACUCCCAAUAAAUGGGCGCACAUUGCAAUCUACUAUGGUUAUUACGAAAACGUCUCGUGGGCCGGUUCACAGUGUAAAUGCUUAAUUUUAUUGUGUCAGUCCUCAGUCCCGGCAUAACAGUGUGUUGUGCCAGGGUAAACGGUCGCGCGCGCUAACCCUAAACUUUUUCCCGCCAUAUUCGAGGCCAUUUUUAUGAUGUGAAGUGACAGUUUAUACGGAUAGUAUUAAUUUUCAGUGGCCAGUGACAAUUUUUGGUGUUGAUAAUUGGUGGAGGAGACAGCUCCGCGAGAUGAACAAGAAGUCUCAUAAGAAAAAGCAGAAGAAACGAGGGAGAGGAGAUGGGAAGAAUAAAGAAAACAUCAUAGAAGAUGUGCAUGAUGAUAAAGAUGAAGGGUCUCCGGAGCCUGUCGUGGAGAAGAAGAAUGUAUGCUACGAGAUCCGGCAGUCUGAAGUGAUGGGCAGAUAUCUGGUAGCAAGUCGAGAUAUAAGAGCUGGCGAGGUGAUUGUUGAGGAACCAGCCAUUGCUGUGGGUCCCUGCACUGGAUGCGCUCUCAUCUGUCUUGGCUGUUACCGGGAACUUGAUGAAACCAGCUUAGCGAAAUGCCGAGGCUGCAAAUGGCCGAUGUGUAGCAGUUCAUGUCCUGGCUCCGGCAAGUACACAGGUCACUCAACGUAUGAGUGCGACACUCUGAAGGACAUACCACCAGACUACUCCAACCUUGAGGACCUCAAGGAUUCCUAUCAAGCUCUGAUGCCUUUAAGAUGUUUGUUACUAAAAACAGCGGACCCUGCGAAGUGGACAGCAUUAUCAGCGAUGGAGGCUCACAAUGAGAUGAGGAAGGCAAGGGGAGACAUCUGGCCGAUCAAUGAAAAGAACGUCGUACAGCGGAUGAAGAAGUGGGGACUGCAGUACGAGGAUCAGGAGAUACAUACUGUCUGCGGGAUAUUGGAGGUCAAUGCUUUCGAAGUAGGCGGCAGUGGUGCCAACGCCAGAGCGCUGUAUGACAGGGCGUACCUCCUUGCCCACGACUGCACACCAACCACCACACACACUGACUCCGAGAGGGUUCCUGGAAGACCACUCACCAUACGAGCUUCAGUUCCACAUAAGGCUGGAGACUUGAUAUCUCUGUGUUAUGCAUAUACGCUACAGGGUACCCUAAAACGUCGAGAGCACAUAAAACACAGCAAGUUCUUCGACUGCAGCUGUGCUCGGUGCCGUGACCCCACGGAGCUGGGCACCUACGCCAGUGCCUUCCGCUGCCCGCGCUGCAGCGGCCGCGUGCUGCCCACUGCUCCGCUGGACCCGGCUGCAAUGUGGCACUGUGUGGAUAAUGACUGCCAGUACGUCAUGACAGCGCCCUCAGUGCAACUGCUGCUGAAGAGACUCACAGACGAGUACGAGCAGAUAGACGCCAAUGACGUCCGAGGAUUCGAAGGCUUCCUCCAUAAGUACAGGAACGUGAUCCACAGCACGCACUACCUGUGCCUGUCCGCCAAGCACUCGCUCAGCCAGCUGUAUGGGAAGGUGGCUGAGUACAUGAUACACGAGAUGCCUGAAGCAGAACUCAAUAGGAAGAUAGAGAUUUGCAGGGAUUUGAUGAAGGCGUUUGACAUUAUUGAGCCAGGGUAUUCUAGGUUGAGAGGAGUAACGUUGUACGAGCUGCAUGCUCCUCUUAUGAUCCUCACUACGAGGGAUUUCGAGAAGAAGGCGAUCACCAAAGACAAUUUACGGACACGACUCAAAGAGAUCGUCAAGUACCUCACGGAAUCCGCGCUAAUACUGGGUUUCGAGCCAUCACAGUCCUCCGAGGGUCUGAUGGCGACGGCAGCAAGGGAUGCUCUCAAGAAGAUCAAAACUUGGGAACAGAUUAUUGGGAAGAUAUCAUGAUGACGUGUGAUGAUCAUCAGACGUGCAGAUAGAUGAGUCAUGAGAAGUGGAGAUGAUGGCAAUGUUAAAGAGU